Messenger RNA from Penicillium brasilianum, 1988 nucleotides. The record is from the annotation of a GenBank genome assembly. Lineage: Eukaryota; Fungi; Ascomycota; Eurotiomycetes; Eurotiales; Aspergillaceae.
GCUGGCUCUGGUUUAUCCGCCGGAUCAUUCGAUUAGGCAUGGUAGCCACCUUUCUACCUAUCCACCUAUCGUCAGCUCAAGAGGCUAGCUAAAUAUCAAGGCUCGUUCUAGCUUAGACGGCUAAUCAUGCCAGACAUGCGAGAUUAGAGACUGGUGGUCAAAUUACCCGAUCAUUGCGUGAUUAUUAAUUGAGACUCAUGUUCAUUUCGUAUAAUGCAAGUGGUCGGUGUACACCGCCAGGACGAUCGGUGAUCUGCACUCUGGUCCGUCUAUCAUUUCCCAGGGUUCGUCCAUGGACGAGCCCGUCGCAAGAGAGAGUACUACAAAGUAUCAGGGAGGGCUAUUGCGACAUCUUCGCCAUAGUUGAUUUUAUCCAAAUGCAAAUAUACUACUAUCUAUUAUCAUUGUGGUAUGUAUCUCGAUAUUCAAAACAAGUCUAACCGAGAUCUCGGGCUACACAAAGAGGCUGGUCUGGCCGCGUCAGAUGGGGCCGGGCGAGGGAGAUGAAAUAUGACGGAGUGCCCCUCCCCGCUGUUGGCUGUUGGCUGCUUUGGGUUGUUUGGGUCUCGUUCCUUUCCCCUUAAAAAGCUGCCCCUCCUCCACCCCUAUCCCUAUCCCUCCUCUCCCACUCCAAUCCCCUCAAUUCCUCCUUACCGUUCCUAAUACCCUUCCCUUCAUCAUGCCUACUGGUGCAGUUCUCGUCGCCGGUGGUACCGGUUACAUCGGCUCCUUCACCACCCUCGCCCUUCUGGAGGCUGGCUACAAGGUCGUCGUCGCUGACAACCUCUACAACUCCUCCGUCGAGGCCCUGAACCGGGUCGAGGCUAUCUGCGGCAAGAAGGCCGAGUUUGUCCAGCUCGAUGUCACCGAGGAGAAUGGCUUCGACAAGGUCUUCCAGGCUCACCCCGACAUUGACAGUGUCAUUCACUUUGCUGCCCUCAAGGCUGUUGGCGAGUCCGGCGAGAAGCCCCUGGACUACUACCUGGUCAACGUCUACGGCACCAUCAACCUGCUCCGCUCCAUGGUCAAGCACAACGUCACCAACAUCGUCUUCUCCAGCUCGGCCACCGUCUACGGCGAUGCCACCCGCUUCCCCAACAUGAUCCCCAUCCCCGAGGAGUGCCCCCUGGGCCCCACCAACCCCUACGGUAACACCAAGUUCGCCGUCGAGACCGCCAUCACCGACGUGAUCAACGCUCAGCGCAACAAUGCCAUCAAGGCCGGCAACGAGGCCGAGGCCAAGAAGUGGAACGGUGCCCUGCUCCGCUACUUCAAUCCCGCCGGUGCCCACCCCUCCGGCAUCAUGGGCGAGGACCCCCAGGGCGUCCCCUACAACCUGCUCCCCCUGCUCGCCCAGGUUGCCACCGGCAAGCGCGAGAAGCUCCUCGUAUUCGGUGACGACUACGCUUCCCACGACGGCACCGCCAUCCGUGACUACAUUCACAUCCUCGACUUGGCCGACGGUCACCUCAAGGCUCUCAACUACCUGCGCGAGCAUAACCCCGGUGUCCGUGCCUGGAACUUGGGUACCGGCAAGGGCUCUACCGUCUACGAGAUGAUCAAGGCCUUCUCCGCUGCCGUCGGCCGCGACCUGCCUUACGAGGUUGCCCCCCGUCGUGCCGGUGACGUUCUCAACCUCACUGCCAACGCUACCCGUGCUACCAACGAGCUCGGCUGGAGCCCCAAGUACACUCUCGUGGACGCUUGUGAGGAUCUCUGGCGCUGGACUAAGAACAACCCCCAAGGUUACCGCCAGCAGCCCCCUGCGGAGCUGCUUGCUGCCCUGAAGAAGUAAGGGUUGACUUGGGUCGGUAGUCGCAAUGAUUCUUGGCAGAUGAGGUUGGGAUUUUAUCUUAUUUUUAAAAAGUAUCUAGUUGAGAUAUUCAUGCGUGGACAUAGAUAGUAUUUACGGUAGAAUACAUGAAACGAAUUUCCUUUUUCGCUAUAUAUUUCGGUCUUACAUUUGUGGUAAUUUGAGUAAGGGAGAU